UGGGUGAUGAGCGCAUCUGCCAAUGAUAUCAAUUUCUUGAAUAUUAAUCAAACCGUCAACUCACUAACCACUGGCAAAUUGAAACCAUUGAACCAAAUAAAUAAUAAUCAAAAUAAUAACCCAAACCAGAGUAAUAAGUCGUCCCGAGCCAACAGCGCCAACAGUAGCCCUAACAAUGAUGUGCUGGUGAUCGGCACUCCCACCUCUAUUAUGGUCUACGAUGUGCUCAAUAACACCGACCUUUUCUACAAAGAGGUACCCGACGGUGCAAAUGUAGUAAUUAUAGGCGAAAUCGGGACAAUACAUAAGCCAUUAGCUAUUGUUGGUGGUAAUUGUGCGCUACAAGGCUUCGACUACGAGGGGACAGACAGCUAUUGGACUGUAACGGGAGAUAACAUAACAUGUAUGGCAUUGGCAGACAUCGAUGAAGACGGACAAAAUGAGGUUUAA
This is a messenger RNA of Oppiella nova, 450 nucleotides long. Lineage: Eukaryota; Metazoa; Arthropoda; Arachnida; Sarcoptiformes; Oppiidae. The record is from the annotation of a GenBank genome assembly.